AUGGCCACAAGCCCAGCCCAAGAAAAUGCGCCAGUGUUGGCACCCGAUGUGGGCGAUCCCCAAGACGGCGAUUCCACGCUGGGGGAUGAACAGUCCUUCCUAUCGAGUGACUCCCUCGCGAGUAGCAUCCUGCGGUAUCGCGAGAUCAAUGGGCGGACGUACCACAACUUGCGCGGUCCAGGAAACUAUUACGGUGCAAACGACGAGAAGCAGAAAAACACGAUUGAUCUCCAACACCACGUUCUCACACUCGCCCUGGAAGGGAAGCUUCAUCUGGCGCCGCUGCCGGAUACAGUAGGGAAAGUUGUCGACGUCGGCACCGGAACGGGAAUUUGGGCAAUCGAUUUCGGCGAUGCGCAUCCCGAGGCAACAGUCACCGGAUUUGACCUCUCGCCAAUACAGCCUAGCCUGGUCGAUGACUUUCUUCUCGACUGGACCUUUGAGGAAAACUCACUCGACUUUGUCUACAUGCGCUGGCUCGUUGGUUGCGUGCCUGACUGGGCCGAGCUUUGCAAGAAUGCAUACCGCUGUCUGAAGCCAGGUGGCUGGAUCGAGUCGUUUGACUCCAACGGCUACUACCUGUCGGAUGACGGAUCGGUCAAAGAGGGAACGGCCAUUUUCCAGUACGGCGAGUUCUUCCGCUUGGGCGCCGAGAAGAUAGGCCUGAAGGCAUCUUUCCACGUCGUCCGGGAUGAACUGCAGCGAAAGGGCAUGGAAGCAGCAGGAUUUGUCAACAUCCACGAAAAGAAUAUCAAGGUGCCUGGCUCCGAGUGGCCGCGUGAUCCGAAGCAGAAGGAAAUCGGCAUGUUUGCCCAGGCGGCAGUGGACGAUAUCGAGGGCCUGGUCAGCCUCAUGGCGACCGAGUUAGGAUGGACCCCGGCCGAGAUCACCGUCAUGGCCGCGAAGAUGCGCCGAGAGCUACGCGACCCAAACAUACACCCACACUACGUCUCGAAAGCAGUCUGGGCCCAGAAGCCGGUCGUUUAG
Grosmannia clavigera kw1407 is the source of this 987-nucleotide messenger RNA. Its product is annotated as methyltransferase type 11. NCBI's taxonomy places the organism in Eukaryota, Fungi, Ascomycota, Sordariomycetes, Ophiostomatales, Ophiostomataceae. The coding region runs from base 1 to 987 and encodes 328 amino acids. The transcript has 7 exons. Gene Ontology annotation, molecular function: methyltransferase activity. The record is from RefSeq and is a predicted model, not a curated record.